Caenorhabditis elegans is the source of this 1606-nucleotide messenger RNA. It is a transcript of the gene bus-19, whose product is annotated as VTT domain-containing protein. The record is from RefSeq and is marked reviewed. Gene Ontology annotation, cellular component: membrane. NCBI's taxonomy places the organism in Eukaryota, Metazoa, Nematoda, Chromadorea, Rhabditida, Rhabditidae.
AGAAACAUUUCUUCGAUCGGCUGCGUCAGAUGCCCUCCAACUUAUCCUCUUGAUCUGAUCACACAUACCUCUACCUUCGUAUUCCCCCAAGUCAACGCCUUCUACUCCUACAUAUCUAUAUUCUCCUCCCUCCGUAUCAAAAAACGCGUGGGAGAAGAGAUCGAACGUUCCUUACGUAGUGACAUCUCCUUAUGACACGACUCUUCAUACUCCCUGCCAUUUUUGGCAUUUCAUCCUUAUCACUAUGGUAUAUGAUAUGCUCUGCUCCCGGUUGGCCAGAAUCAGAGGGAGGAGUAUUCGAAAUCCCGAAACAGUUCGACAAUUUCACAGUGUUAGCUGACAAAUUUCGAGCAUAUAAAGAAGAUCAUUUUGGGUAUAUUACGACACUUUUCAUCUGUGCGUACCUUUACAAACAGACAUUUGCCAUCCCCGGAUCGUUCUUAUUGAAUGUGAUUGCCGGAGUUGUGUACGAUUUGUGGUCGGGAUUCAUCCUUUGCUGUUGCCUAACGACCCUCGGAAGUACGCUCUGCUACAUGUUCUCAGAACUAUUUGGAAGAGAAUACGUGUUUUACUACUUUGGACAAAAAUUAACAUAUCUUCAACAAAAAAUCGACGACAAUUCGAAUCGGUUAUUACCGUUUUUAUUAUUUGCUCGAAUGUUUCCUAUUUCACCAUCAUGGCUUCUUAACAUCGUCGCUCCUUUCCUCAACAUUCCACUUCCAAUAUUCGUCGUCUCAGCACUUUUUGGUCUGGCGCCGUACAAUUUCAUUUGUGUUCAAGCAGGGUACAUUUUAAGAGAUUUGCGGUCUUGGGACGAUGUGUUCAGCACGACAACAAUGCUGAAACUUUUUUCAUUUGCAUUGAUACCACUCGCCUACGCAAUCUACAUUCGCCCUCGUGCCAAUAAACACCAGUUGGUAUCAAGCUCCGACGAGAUGGACGAGAAAGUCAAAAAGAUGGAAAUUGUAUAACCCAUAUAUCUGAAUAGCUCAACCCAAAAUCAGCGCCAUUUCGUGCCUUCAAUCCGUACGACUACAUAUCACCUCUUGCCAUGCCACGUCAUUCAUUUUCUCACUCGUCUCUCUCACCCGAUCGAAAUCAUAAUAUCUAGGUGCUUCUCCGAUCCCAAAAAAUAAUGCUUCGGUUAUGAACAGAUUCCGAUGAAACCUUCCCACUUGACGUUCUUGAAUAGCCCCCUUUUCCCGUCUGAUUCUUUUGUUAAUUCCAUUCAUAUUCAGAGUCUUGCAGUUUCAAUCCGAUUCUAUUUUCAAACACACCGGUGUCGAAAUCGAAACUUUUCUUCCUAAUCCCGAUUCAUUUUUUUCUGUAUAUUUAUUGUUAUCUGUUCAUUUUUGUUCAAUCCUUCAGCUUGCUCAGGCUCUUCUGUUCACUUUUACUCUGAAUCUUCACUCAAAAAUGCCUUCUCUUCCUCAACAAAAGUGCUCAAAAAGUUCAAAAUGUGUAUGUUUUUCUUACCAACAUCAUCAUCAACCCCUUUUUUCUAUACGUGAUCAUAGGAUAUUGUCGAUUUCUUUAUUAAUAUAGAAGACAAGAAAAUUUGACAAAAAAUCAUAAAAUAAAAAUCUGAAAAUAUAUAUUAUGUUAA